GUUUUCUUCUAGGUCCUUGCAGAUGACGUGACUCCCCAGCGACAGGAAUACAUUCAAAACAUUAAUCUGUUUGGUUGUUUGGUAUUUCUGUAGUAUUUUACUCUAGGAGCUUAACACAAUGGCGUUGGAGACUGUCCCCAAAGACCUGCGCCAUCUGCGCGCGUGUCUCCUCUGUUCGCUGGUGAAGACCAUCGACCAGUUUGAAUAUGACGGCUGUGACAACUGUGAGUCCUACCUGCAGAUGAAGGGGAACCGAGAGAUGGUUUAUGAAUGCACAAGUUCCUCAUUUGAUGGGGUGAUAGCCAUGAUGAGCCCUGAGGACAGCUGGGUAGCAAAAUGGCAGAGGAUAGGCAACUUCAAGCCAGGUGUAUACGCAGUGUCAGUGACGGGAAGACUCCCUCCAGGUGUGGUGAGAGAGUUGAAAAGCAGAGGAGUGAUUUACAAAUCCAGAGAUACAGCAGUGAAGACUUAAACCUGACUGCUUCCAGUUUACGUCGUCUGAUCAGCCAACCGGGAGCGGAAUCAUACCGCAGAGGCUACAACAGUGGAACUGUUCAAAUCUUGUUUUUUGUUGUGAUUAGAAAUAUUAACAUGGGUGAUGACUGGGGAGAAAAAGUGGAUAUUUUUUAUUUCUUUGAAGAAAAAAUAAAAGUGUGUUUUUUAAGGAA
Molecule: messenger RNA, 668 nt
Organism: Toxotes jaculatrix (banded archerfish)
Lineage: Eukaryota; Metazoa; Chordata; Actinopteri; Toxotidae
Gene: supt4h1
Product: SPT4 homolog, DSIF elongation factor subunit
Exons: 5
Coding region: 119-472 (117 amino acids)
Biological process (GO): chromatin organization; mRNA processing; positive regulation of DNA-templated transcription, elongation
Cellular component (GO): DSIF complex; nucleus
Molecular function (GO): RNA polymerase II complex binding; zinc ion binding
Source: RefSeq, a predicted model, not a curated record